Orussus abietinus is the source of this 3251-nucleotide messenger RNA. RefSeq lists its product as uncharacterized. The record is from RefSeq and is a predicted model, not a curated record. The transcript is spliced from 3 exons. Bases 102 to 446 code for a protein of 114 amino acids. Lineage: Eukaryota; Metazoa; Arthropoda; Insecta; Hymenoptera; Orussidae.
CUUAGAAUCUUAUCUCCUGGAAGACAUGCCUCUCGAAUAGUACUAUUUUCCAAGAAAUAACCCCUUUUCAUGCGAACUCGUGGUAUGUCAUCCAACACGUAAUGUGCAGCGGCCGAUCAGUGAAGAUGCGCGAGGACGACAGAACGACGUUGUACUUACUGUUGGUCCUGGCAUUAUGCACCAGAGUAUAUUCGGUAAAUGCAAGGCAUAUCCUUACAAAGAGGAAUUACAGCGAUCAGAGCGUGAGGGGGUACCUGGCAGAGAGGACAUGCUGGUGGAACGAAGUAUGCAAGGAGGAAUUUCGCAACAAAUUCCGGUGCCGUUGCCCGAGAUGGUCUUAUUGUAGGGCACCGGGUAGAUACUACAACGCACAUUGCAGCAUGACAAAAACCGGAUAUAUAUGGACCCAACCGGAAACAUCGUUAACUCUAGAAAUUGAUAAAUGAGAUACCACCUGAUAGCACAAGGUCGCUGUUUGAUUGUCAAACGAAGUUUCGAUCACAUGAAACGAAUGGAAAAUCAAAAUCUACCCACGCGCUUUAAUAAAAAUUGGGAUCAACAUAGGUCCCAAUUAGUUGUUUAUUAUGCAGUUGAUCCUGCGUUACCAAGCAAAAACGCAAUUAUCGCAUGCUUCGAGCUUAACAAACCAGACAUAUUCUGAACCUUUAACGCUUUUUCUAAAGUCUACCAACGGGUGUCUCCCUUUGGAAGUUAUUCUAUAAUAUCUCGCUAAUUGAAUUGUUAAAUCUUCAUAGAUAAUCAAAUUACAUGUACCGUACGUUUAAUACCGUAUUGCUCAUUUCCAUGGGCAGUCUCAAUUUACUGAUGUUCGUUCGUGGGUUUCCUAGAAACGCCAUUUAUGUAAUGAGCAUCAUGGUCUCAAUGACGACAAUGAGCUUCCAAUAUUUGUGAUUAUUGUUAAUACCGCCAAGCCGGUGUAAAGAAAUAACUUUUUGUGAACAAUUACGGUUUUCUUUUAUGUUACAUUACCUACUAUCACCUGUACAUUACAUAUAAAGAUAGAAAGGAUGCAUUAGAAUACAACAUAUGUGUAUGUACGAUUAUACAGUGUACAUAUACCGGUUGAGAAAUUUAACUUGAGAUACCGUCGUAUACUUUGAGCAAAGCUUUAUAUAGAAAAAAUUGUCAUUUCAAAGUUUCUUGAUGUCAAAGGGAGAAGUAAAAUGAUAACGAUCAUUACUUAUUUCAGGUUUCAUUUUCAAGGUCAUUUCUAGGUGAACUUCAAUCUUUUUAGUGGAAAUCCUAUUUAUUUAUCGCGACAUUGUGUUUUGUGAAAAAGAAGUUACUUUCAUUCAAAACAUUUUUACACGACUUCAAUUUCGUAAAAUAAUAAUAAAAAUAAUGUUAAGUACUUUCGAUUUCAAGUUACCUUGUUAAAUAGCACCAUUUUGCUAUUUACAUCAGUCAAUCUUUGUGUCGGUUAAGGAAAGUCUUCACAGUUACAAAUUAAUUAAUCGCCUUCAUCAUUUUAAUAAGGUGAAAAUGGUAAUUUUUAACAUUAAUGCAUUUCUUAACGCGCGUUAUAAAAGAUUGAUGAUAUUGCAUUAACGUCAGUCCAUCGAUUUUUCUACAUGUUUCUUUAAUACGUUUCGUCCUACAUUGUGGAGGGAUUGAAACUUUUUGGGAAAUUCUUUAAGAAUAUUACACAAAAAGAAAUUACGAGAAGUGCGAUCUGGUGAUCUAGGAGGCCAUGCAAUUGGACCAUCUUUUCCAAUCUAGUGGACUUUACAGAAGCUCAGUGCUUCCUUUCCUUGAGCUUUACCCUUGCAUUUCCUUAAAAAUCACUUGCAAUAAUAAUUAAAAUUGAAAAUAAUUUCAAUUUUUUCUGCAACUGAUAACUGUAUAACCUAUUAUUUACCUAACAUUGAAAUUGCAAUUGAAAAGAACACUUGACGAAUCAUAUGACGAAAAUGAUUUUAAUGAAGAUUUUAAGAAUUUAAUCACUUGCAAUGAUAAUUAAAUUUGAAAAUGAUUUCAAUUUUUUCUGCAAGUGAUAACUGUAUAACCAAUUUUUUACGUAACACUGAAAUUGCAAUUGAAAAGAACACUUAACGAAUCAUAUGACGAAAAAGGUUUUAAUGGAGAUUUUAAGAAUUUAAUCACUUGCAAUAAUAAUUAAAUUUGAAAAUGAUUUCAAUUUUUUCUGCAAGUGAUAACUGUAUAACCAAUUCUUUACCUAACACUGAAAUUGCAAUUAAAAUGAACACUUAACGAAUUAUAUGACGAGAAAGAUUUUAAUGAGAUCUUCCGGCACUUGUCAAAAGCUAAUGAAUGAAUGUGGUUUAAUACGAUUCUGCGACAACAAAAGAGUACAUUGGAAUUUGUAAACGUUACUUGCUCGGAUAAUAGACUUAAUUGACAUGAAAAGCUGUAACUAUGACGACUUUCCUUAACAUACAUAAAGUCGUAAAUAAUAAAAAGGAGCUGUUGAACAAUGUAACUCGGAACGGAAAGUUCUUAACAUCAUUUUUAUUAUCAUCUUGCAACAUUUACGCGGUUAAAAAAAUGUUUUAAACGAAAAUUACUUCUUUUUCCCACAAAGUACAAUGUCGAAAUGAAAAAAAUAGAGUUUCCAUUUAAACAAUUGAAGUUGACCAUGAAAUGAACUUGAAAUAAAUAAUGAUCGUUACCAUUAUACUUCCCCCUCGACAUCAAGAAACUUUUUGUUUUUUCUAAAAUGCUUUAUUUGUUGUAUACAAUGGUGUCUCAGGUUGAACGCUCCACAGGAUAUGGUAAACAAUUCUAUCUUUAUAAAUUGUCCCAUGGGUAUAGUAGGUAUAAUUAAUUUUAUCAAUCAACGUGAUAUCAAAAAAAUUGUUACAGAACUCGAUUAGAAUAAGUUUGGUAAAAUUUUAUUGAUGACCGAUUUUCCAGCAAAUGAGAAUGAUCACACCGUCACAGAUCAACGAAAGUUGAUCACUUUUAAUCAAUUUUGUAUGAUACUUUCUCAUUUUCAUUGAUACAUUAAUAAUUUCAAUUUUUAAGACGUGAUCGCUCGUGAUUAACCGUCGUGUUUUUUAAAAUCUCAAUGAGAUUUAAAAUUAAAAUGUUCGUUAUAAUGAACACCAAAAUGUGAAAAGUGAUAACGAUAUGUGAUGCAAUGACUAUCAAUACCAGGACAUUCAUACUGCUGUACUAGAAUUCAAGAAUUUCGUGUUUCCUCACUAUCAAUGAUAUAAUCAUCACAUUCAAUGAUACAAAUCUAGUUAAAAGAUUUUGCGACAAUAUUU